AUGCAGCAAGUGGUCCUCUGUUGCUGCAGCUGCUCCACAAAGCAUGGACCUGGGCGCAGCUGCCUAGCUGCUGGAUUGGGGCCAAAAGGAGCACCAGGGAAGCCUGGGAAAGCAGGGAAUGCCGGUUUGCCUGGCCUUCCAGGAGUAGAUGGUUUAACGGGAUCUGAUGGCCCACCUGGACCAGUAGGGCCACCAGGGGACAGAGGCGCCAUAGGACCUGCGGGGCCAGCUGGACCAGCCGGCAAAGGACUUCCAGGGCCUCCGGGACCUCCAGGCCCCAGUGGGCUCCCAGGUGGAAAUGGAUAUCCAGGACCACCCGGGCCAGCUGGAAUUCCUGGUUUUGCUGGACCACCGGGACCUCCAGGACCACCAGGUAUUCCUGGAGUUAUCCCCGAUGGCAAUGGAGACCUUCAGUGUCCAACUGUCUGUCCACCUGGCCCCCCAGGACCACCAGGGAUACCCGGAUUCAAGGGGCAUACGGGUUAUAAAGGCGAGCCUGGAGAAGUAGGCAAAGACGGUGAGAAGGGUUCACCGGGGCCCCCAGGUCCUGCAGGACCUCCAGGAACUGUUGGCUUGCAGGGGCCACGAGGGUUAAGAGGCCUGGUUGGCCCCGUGGGGCCUGUUGGAGACAGGGGAACAAUAGGUUUCAGAGGACCUCCUGGUGUUCCGGGCCCCCCAGGAAAAGCGGGGUCUCGUGGAGAUCGGGGACCUCAGGGGUUCCGGGGACCCAAAGGCGAUACUGGCAGACCAGGACCCAGAGGAACUCCAGGAACUGCUGGACCCUUAGGAGAACCUGGCAUGCCUGGAAAAGAUGGAAGAGAUGGGACUCAUGGACUCGAUGGUGAGAAGGGUGAUGCCGCUCGCUUUGGUGUUCCUGGAGAAAAGGGGCCAAAUGGACUUCCUGGACUACCUGGAAGACCUGGAACUAAAGGAGAAAAGGGUCAACCAGGCGUUCCAGGAGAGAUGGGAGGAACCGGUCCUUCAGGAGAGCCAGGUAUACCUGGAGAUCGUGGGAUCGCCGGGGAGAGAGGUGACCCUGGUCCAAGGGGAUCUUCUGGGCCGAUUGGUUUGCAAGGCCCCAUGGGAGCACCAGGUGUAAGAGGGUUUCAGGGUCGUAAGGGGUCAAGUGGGGAGCCUGGCCUUCCUGGUCCCACCGGAAUCCGUGGCGCGUCUGGUGAAAGGGGCCCUGGUGGAGUUUCCGGACCGAAAGGUAACCAGGGCAUUGCUGGAGCAGAUGGGCUUCCGGGAGACAAAGGAGAGUUGGGUCCUUUCGGCCCUCCCGGGCAAAAGGGGGAGGCAGGAAACAGGGGCGAGCUGGGCCCCAAAGGAGUUCAAGGUCCCAACGGAACAGCGGGAGUCCCAGGAAUUCCAGGACACCCGGGCAAGCUGGGUUUGCAAGGCGAACAAGGGAUCCCUGGGAUCACUGGGAAGCCAGGUCCUCCAGGCAAGGAAGCCAGUGAACAACACAUAAGAGAACUCUGCGGUGGAAUGAUCCGUGAGCAAAUCGCACAGUUAGCUGCUAACUUGAGGAAGCCCCUCGCUCCUGGGAUGACAGGGCGACCCGGGCCUGCUGGUCCCCCAGGCCCUCCCGGGGCAACGGGAAUUAUCGGGCACCCUGGAGCUCGUGGCCCACCCGGAUACCGAGGACCACCAGGAGACCUAGGAGAUCCUGGUCCUAGAGGUGACCAUGGCGAGAGGGGAGACAAAGGUGCCGUGGGGAAAGGUGUUGACGGACCAGAUGGGGAUCAAGGACCUCAAGGUCCGCCGGGUGUUCCAGGGACUAGUAAAGAUGGCCGGGAUGGCUCUCCUGGGGAACCUGGGUUGCCAGGGGAUCCUGGAAGACCAGGUGCAAUUGGAGUCCAAGGUACUCCAGGAGUCUGUGAUACAUCUGCCUGCAUGGGAGCUGUCGCUGGAGGAAAAUCCAAAAAGUCAUAAAACUGCAUUUAAUGGAAGUCAGAAAAAGGGAACGGAGUAUUUAAGCAAAUUGUUCGUACGUGAAGACAAAACCACCCUCUGAAAAAUUUGGAGGGGCGGUUCUCCUGUAAGAAUGAAUGCAAUGGAGACUUUUAGUUCAAUGAAACAGGAAAUCAUCAGAUGGAAAUUUGUACUAUAUCCCCUACCAUUGUUCCCCAAUUUUCACUACAUUGUUGUCUGUUCCUUGCCCCACUGAAGAGAGACUUCCCCGCUUAUUCUGAAGUAAGAGGUGUUUCCCCCGGCACCACCAUGAAUCAACUGGACUAUGUUUUAUGCAAUUUUUAGGAUGGCUCAAUCUUGCACCAGUUUAUGUUAAUGGUAAACUCUGUUCCAACUUUAUUAUGUGUGAGCGCUGCGGCCAGGGCUGCAGAGGGAUAACCCUGGUCAGAUAAACAAGAGCCACAAUUAAUCUAGCCAGGGCUAUGCACACACAGCCUCAUCACUUGACCAGGAACAACUCCAUCCAGCUAAGUAGGCAUGCUUCGUUGGACUGUGUCAAGUAAAUGUAGAAGUAGUGGAUGAAAUAUUCAGAUAGAACUAUUGACAACCCUGAUUGUUCAUACGAUGGACACAAUCCAAAGAGCCCCUCUAUAUGCACACACCAGAGUUUUCCUAAGGCAGAUCUCUAUACUGUGUCAGAAGCCUCUUGUGAAGAUCCACCCAGUUUUCAAGGGUGGUUACUUCCAGCAGCACAGGGAACAGUCUCUGCAAAAGGGGGGCCACAAAUGCAUUGCGGUACACAGAGCUUGCCACAUGGCCUUAUCUCUUAGAUAUGUACCACAAGUAAAAUUUUUCCAAUAAAUUCUAUAUUGGGUAGAAUGUGUAUAUCUCUUACAUUGGGUUAAUUUCAAACAUUUCCAUAUUAUAUUUAGUAAUGAAAUUUUUACAUUACAGAUGAACACUGCCCAAAAUUAGUAUAUGCAUCAUUGUAAUUUUUUUAAGAAGAAAAAAAAAAUCACUUUUUGUAACAUUGUGUUUGCCUGUUUUAUAAUAGGCUUGUUUGGUUAAUACUUUUAUUUUUCCCCUUGCUGAUUGGAAAUAAAGGUGCUACACAAAUGUGAA
Messenger RNA from Lacerta agilis (Sand lizard), 3036 nucleotides. It is a transcript of the gene COL9A3, whose product is annotated as collagen type IX alpha 3 chain. The record is from RefSeq and is a predicted model, not a curated record. Bases 1 to 1935 code for a protein of 644 amino acids. Lineage: Eukaryota; Metazoa; Chordata; Lepidosauria; Squamata; Lacertidae. The transcript is spliced from 30 exons. Gene Ontology annotation, cellular component: basement membrane.